Empidonax traillii (willow flycatcher) is the source of this 2458-nucleotide messenger RNA. It is a transcript of the gene EFNA5, whose product is annotated as ephrin A5. The record is from RefSeq and is a predicted model, not a curated record. Gene Ontology annotation, cellular component: external side of plasma membrane; plasma membrane. Gene Ontology annotation, biological process: axon guidance; ephrin receptor signaling pathway; regulation of actin cytoskeleton organization. The coding region runs from base 65 to 751 and encodes 228 amino acids. Gene Ontology annotation, molecular function: ephrin receptor binding. NCBI's taxonomy places the organism in Eukaryota, Metazoa, Chordata, Aves, Passeriformes, Tyrannidae. The transcript has 5 exons.
UCUCCCCCCCUUUCUUAAUUUUUUUCCCCGCAUCCCGCCUCGCUGCGCCGCCGGCCGGGCGGAGAUGCCGCACGUGGAGAUGCUGCUGCUGGCGGCCGCGGCGCUGUGGGUGUGCGUGCGCGGGCAGGAGCCCGGCGCCAAGGCGGUGGCCGACCGCUACGCUGUCUACUGGAACAGCUCCAAUCCCAGAUUCCAGAGAGGUGACUAUCACAUUGAUGUCUGCAUCAAUGACUACCUGGAUGUGUUCUGCCCUCACUACGAAGACUCAGUGCCAGAAGAUAAGACCGAACGCUACGUUCUGUACAUGGUGAACUUUGAUGGCUACAGCUCCUGUGAUCACACUUCCAAGGGGUUCAAGAGGUGGGAAUGUAAUCGGCCACAUUCCCCAAAUGGACCAUUGAAGUUCUCGGAAAAGUUCCAACUCUUCACGCCCUUCUCACUAGGAUUUGAGUUCAGGCCAGGCCGGGAGUAUUUCUACAUCUCCUCUGCGAUCCCAGAUAAUGGAAGGAGAUCCUGCCUAAAGCUUAAGGUCUUUGUGCGACCAGCAAACAGCUGUAUGAAAACUAUAGGUGUUCAUGAUCGUGUUUUCGAUGUUAACGACAAAGUAGAAAAUUCAUUAGAACCAGCAGAUGAUACCGUACAUGAGUCAGCCGAGCCAUCCCGUGGCGAGAAUGCGGCACAGACACCAAGGAUACCCAGCCGGCUUUUGGCAACUCUAUUGUUCCUCCUGGCAAUGCUUUUGAUAUUAUAGCAGAGUAUGCUCCGGCAACCUGUCUCAGAAAAUAUCAGGGUCUUGGAACAUCAAAGAUCCACCUAACUGCUCAUCCCAGGAAAGGGACUUUAUUGUUUUUGCAGAUGUCAAAUUGUUAUUUUUCCCUUUUCUUCUCCCUUUUAGCCUGAACUCAGCAAAAAUUUGAAGGGGAUAACUAGCUUCAGCACCCACCCCUACCUACCCUGUGACUUUCUUAACCCCUCCAUAUAAAUAAAAGGACUCCAAAUGAAAAUGCCAAACUAUAAUAGUGACACUAGUGAUUCUUAUUUUCCUCUGCAUUCUCCUUUAAAAAGUCACCUCUGUUAGCUCACUGUGUCAUCCGCAUGUGGACGAGAAAGAAUAGUGGCAGAUAGAGUCAGUGAGGGAUAAGAAAAGUGAGUGAAAACCUGGGAGAGUCUUUCUCUGUGAUAUAAUAUUUAUGCCUUCUCGUUCAGCACUGUAAGAUGAUCAUGCAAGGCAUUGUGUCACCGUGUCAGGACUGGAGGGGAAAUAUUAAGAAUAGACAUAAUAUAACACCCUUACCUCCAGGAGUUCCUAAAUGAAUGGGCUUCUGAAAGGGAAAGAUGAUGUUUCUUCUUGUCUUGAAACGUCUUUGACAGUAACAUUUGUGCUCACAAGUAGAAAUGUUGUCUUUGGUGGGAGGAAGAAGAUUAGUAUUUAGGAAUGUUAGCACACAGCAGACAAGGGCAGAUUUAGGAAACUUCACUGGGGGUGUGAGUGCCUCUGUUAUUUCGUUUUAAGGGGAUAAUGCACACCGGAUUAUUUUAUUUUAAAACAAAUCAACCGUGGUGCUACAAUUUUUUUCUUGAAAUGCAGAGGCACUUUUGAGAAUAAAGUGACCUUCCCCAGCGCUGACUUAGUAGCGGAUAGCCUUGGAUGCUGCUCUGGGUGUUAGUACAUGCUAAAAGAGGACAUCGGUGGCCAGACGAAACAUGUUUGGGACACAGGAUCUCCAGUGUGCUCUUUAUUUGUCUCUCCUGCAAGUUCCUCCAUCAUGGGAAUAAAUCACAUGUAGAAGAAGCCAGGGCACUCUAGUAGCAUUGUUUGGUGGGGGGAAAGAAAAGAAGUGUGGAAUAUGAAUUCAAGUGUUGAUUUUUGUCUUUUUCCCUUCCAGCACAGUUUGAAGAGUAGAGGAAACGUUUAUCAGUCAGAGAUAAUCUAGAUGGGCUCCCAAAGACUUAACAAAAUAUUUUUUUAAAAAUUCACUAGAAUAGAGAAUACAUUAUUUAGAUAUACUUUAUGCUGAGAGUGAGUAUAUAUGCUUGUCCUAUUCAAACAUGUGAGAGAAGUGGUAACCCUUGAUGCAAUUAGGAAAUGGGCCUGUCUUGUUUGAUGGAAUUAGAUAUGACCCUGUUAAGGAAUCUGAACCUUGGCUAACACAGAACUUUAAAAAGUAGUUUGCCAGGAAGUGCAAGCCUUGGAGUGCUUUUUGGCUUGGCUGCCAUUGAAUUUGGAUGCUAAGCAUAAUCAGUGAAAUUUCAGACCCAGACUGAAACAGAGCUUUUCUGACAAAAACUGUGGUGAUUACAUUAAAUGUGAAACAAAACACAGAGUGCAUUCAAGCGAACUAAUAUUUUUCUAUAUUAAUUAUGAAGAAAAAGUCUGCCGUAACAAAAUUGAGUGAUGCCAUUAAUCCAUUAGUGGACAGCACUUCAUGGGCUUUUUUUUUUUUUUUUUUUUUUUUUU